Colletotrichum karsti is the source of this 2064-nucleotide messenger RNA. RefSeq lists its product as uncharacterized. The transcript has 5 exons. The coding region runs from base 1 to 2064 and encodes 687 amino acids. NCBI's taxonomy places the organism in Eukaryota, Fungi, Ascomycota, Sordariomycetes, Glomerellales, Glomerellaceae. The record is from RefSeq and is a predicted model, not a curated record.
AUGCUUACCAUAACCAUAAGGCUGGAAGGCGCAGGCGGCAACUCGAUGCCUGGUGACCCCUCAUCCUUCAGGCUUGCCCGCGUCACGCUAUCUAGCACCUGCGGACAGCCUGAUUUCGGUCAAACAAAUGUCCCCAUCUUCACCGCGAACAUCUCAUUCAAAAUCAAAGAAAGUGCCCUAAGUAUGGCACACGUAUCGAUGGUGCAGACGUUGGCAGAAGCGGGUAUGCUCCCGUCGCAGUCACAACCUUCCUCGUGGAAACAAAAUCCUGCGAAGCCCAAGAGAUCAUCUCGACUACCCUUGAAACCCGAGACUAGAGCGCUGCCGACCGCCUUGCCUUUGACUGUCCAUGUUCCUCAUCAAUCCCAGCCAGAAACCGAGGCGUUCAAGCCCUCCCGCGAACCCAUCACAUCAAAUGAUGAGCAGACAUCGAACACAUCGAAUAUCUCGGUCGAAAACACAGAUUAUGAGGAUCAGCCCAAAAACGGCGUUGAUAUUGCCAAGAUUUCUCAACCUUCCACCUCUCCAACUCCAGCUUCAUCCGCUACCCAGAAUGAUGAUGGUAUCCCCAUUCCUGGCACUAGAGGCAAGAAAAUGUGGCCUUUCUUGCCCGUUUGCAGCAGUAUUUGGACCACCAAGCAAUACGAGGAACGGUUUGAAUAUGUCGUCCUCCAGCUUAGAAGGGUAGUGGGAAGCGACGCUGUCCUGCGUAUGCGAUCGCAGUUCAUUGACUACGACUUAACCAUGGCUGGACAAACAGCCGCCACUGCUUGUCCGUCUAUCUGCGUCAAAUGCAAGAAGAGCGAUGUGAGGCCUCUGAGGAAGCUUUUCGACGAAACUGCAGGCGCUCGGCUUUAUUGCUACAGAGAAACACGUUUCAUGGAGUUGUUUCCGAACUGGCACGCAUCCAAGCCGCCGCCCAAGCCACCUUUUAAGCUUGUGUAUUUCCCCUCCAUGUCGAAUCCAACGAAUCUGAACGCGUCUGGCGAGGACGUGAUACUACAUUCGAAGUACAAGGAUACAAUGUGUGGAGCGAUGAUCGAGUUCAGAGGUCAUCACGCAACAAUCGGGUUGACGCUUCAAAUCAACGAGGUUGAUUGGUUGUUGACGGUCGAACACUUGUUCCGAGAGGCCGUGGACUGUGAGCCAGAUCUGUUCAGCAAUGCGAGCUAUGACACGGAUGUGGUGCCCGAUAGCACGUCCUCGGGCCUUGACAAACCCCCAUUGUGGGCCAACGACAGUGACGAUGACAGUUUUGCAAGCGAAGAAUGGUCCGACUCGGAUGAAGAACUGGGCCUCGAACACGUCCAGAGCUAUGCGGAGUCUGAGAUGGACGAGUACAUUCAAAGCAGCAGAGCGGGAAAAGCUGUGUCGCAUGGCGACGAGCACUUUUCGGGAGCAUCAUCGUUGCCAAUCCCGUCAGUCGAUGAAUCAAGUCCCAUCAGUUGUACUUUCAAGUUGAGAGAUAUCCAACCUGAGAAGCCUCUGGGCAAACUAUCAAGUUCGAGUCCUUUCCUAGACUGGAUAUGUCUACGCACGGGUUGGGACCUUGACAUUGGGAAGUUGCGACAAAACCUGGUCUCCGUGGCAGCGGACCGGCCUUCUGUACUUCUCGAGAAGAUAGCCGAAGAGCCAAACAAGCUUGAGACGCCAGUUUACGUGGUUUCGGGGAAGCUUGGAAUCAGGUCAGGUACAUUGAUCGGCAGAUUCAGCUAUCUUGGAUCCCGCUUUGGGCUGGAUAUGGCUAAGGUGUGGACGGUGAUCCUGGACACUUCCAAAGGUGUAAUCGCUGGUGAAUGUGGCUCUAUCGUCAUUGAUAGAGAUACAUGCCAGGUGUACGGGCAUGUCAUAGGCUCGGACGUUCUUGGACACGCUCGCGUGGCGCCACUUGUACACGUCGUCGAGCAGAUCAAGAUCUCGGUUGGCACGACCAGCGCCGCCUCGAAGUUCCGCACCGAACCAAACAUCGCCCUCGAGUCCUCCAGGCAACAACUCCGAUCUCCCAGUUGCAAACGUCCGUCGGCACCUGAAUUCUCUCCAGAAGGAGAUGACGCCAGCCUCUGA